GACAUCGUGAUCGCGCUUAUCAUGUUUGGCUGGUAAGUUCCUCCGGUGUAACAGGCCGAUCAUUAUGGGGGAUCCAGGACCCCGAGACGGGAUGGACCCUGACCGACCGAUGGCUGCGAAGAAUUCAUUGAGGCGGUUCAUACCUGGAUAAAAAUAUUUUGUUUGACCAGUCAUAAACAACCAGUCAGUGAGCUGCAGAGGAGGAGGUGUUUGCUGGGAUUCAAUCAGAGCCACAGUUGCGGCUGUUAGGUGAACGAGGAGAGGGGGACUUGAGGAAACCGGGGAGGCAGCAGUUUAUAAACGCCACAGGAUCCAGGAUCCAGGAUCCGGAGAGCGACAGUAAUGGAUGAAUUGUUGAUUAGAAGCCGGCCCGGUCAGCACAACACAGUCGGAGCAGGGUGGGUUCAUCCGGUGUGAAAUCAGUCGGCUCUAAUCUGUUGGCCUCUCCUCCGCCGGGCGGCGAUGUCCGCUUUCUGCCUAGACCUGCAGGCGUCUGCCGUGGUUUCAGCACCACUGGAACUGGACAGCGACUGCAUGGAGUCCCGGGCAAGCCCCACCGUUCAGGAGCCCGGCGGCUUUCAGGGUCAUCCGCUGCGGCACGCCGGCUCCGGAGGCCUCGGCAUGGCCCUGGAGGAGGAACUGUCCGUGCUUAGCGGGGAGCGGGGAGAUGAGGAGCAGCUGUCAGACCUAGAGACGCCCGCGGUGGGGCAUAACACAGACUUGCUGUCGCUCUUUCGCCAAAAGGAAAAAGACUUGGUUUUAGCUGCUAAACUCGGCAAAGCGUUGCUGGAGAGAAACCAAGACUUGACCAAGCAAUAUGAGAAAAUGCACAAAGAUCUCAACGAGAAAUUAGAGCACUUGGAGCAAGAGAAGCACGAGCUGCGACGGCGUCUGGAAAGCCGAGAGGGGGAAUGGGAGGGUCGAGUGGCCGAGCUGGAGACAGAUGUCCAGCAGCUGCAGGGCGAGCUGGAGCGGCAGCAGGUCCAGCUGAGAGAAGUCGACAGGGACAAAACCAAGGCCAUCAGUGAGCUCUCGGAACAGAACCACAGACUGCUGGAACAACUCAGUAGGGCUGCAGAGGUGGAGAGGCAGCUGUCCACUCAGGUCCAUUCAUUACGGGAUGACUUCAGGGAGAAGAGUAUGUCUACACGCCAGCACAUGACACGACUAGAGACUCUACAGGCUGAGAUUAAGAUGCUGUCAGACAGGAAGAUGGAACUGGAGCACCGGGUGCACACCAUGCUCGAGGAGAACGAGCUGCUGCAGAAUACUGUGGACGAGCUCCGAGAGAGGACACUGGUGCUGGAGAAGCAGUGUCACGAGAAGGACCUCCAGUUGCGACAGAGCCAGCUGGAGCUCCAGGAGGUCCAGGUAUCCCACCGACAGCUGGCCGCUAAGUUGGAGGAGCUGACGGAAGAGCACAGUCUCCAAAAUCUUACCCCCCACCCUUCCAGCCUGCUGUGUGAGAUAGAGCAGAGUAUGGAGCAGGAGGAGCAGGAGCAGGAGAGGGAGCAGCUGCGUCUUCAGCUAUGGGAGGCCUACUGUGAAGUUCGCUCGCUUUGCUCUCAUCUGCGGGGAAACGACGUCACGGAUUCAGCGCUGUCCACUGACUCUUCCAUGGACGAGUCCUCGGAGACUUCCUCAGCCAAGGAUGUGCCUACUGGGAGCCUCCACACCAGCCUGCUAGAGCUGCGGAGGCUAACUCAGAAUCUGCUAGAUGGCAAUGAGUCUACGGGCUCUCGGCGUAGUGAUGAGGAGGCUCUGGAGGAGCAGGUAAGGAAACUGGGAGAAGAGCUGCGGGAAGUUAGAGAGCUGUAUGAAGCAGAGCAGGACAAAUCACGCAGCAAUGAAGAGGAGCUGCUACAGCUGCACAAUCAGGUGGCGCUGCUCUCUGUAGAAAUGUGCUCUCUCCGAGAAGAGAACGAGCGAAUGAGGACGAUGGCUGAAGUUCGAGAGCCCAGCGAGCAGCUCCAGAGUGCUAUCAGAGACAGAGACGAUGCCAUAGCCAAGAAGAAAGCAGUGGAAAUGGAGCUCGCCAAAUGUAAAAUAGACAUCAUGUCUCUGAAUAGCCAGCUGUUGGACGCCAUCCAGCAGAAGCUCAACUUGUCACAGCAGCUGGAGGCUUGGCAGGAUGAUAUGCACAGAGUGAUUGACCAGCAGCUGAUGGACAAGCACCAGGAUGAGUGGCGCUCAGCUGCUACCUCCCUGUCGGGUUCGUCCAUAACCCACGGGGGUCAGUCUUCAAGACGAGCUCAUCGCAUUUCCGACCGGGACAAGAGACUUUUCUCUUUCUUCAAAAAGAACUGAACCUUAUUGUGCUGGCCCAGAGCCCGGCAGACAGGCAGAGACGGAUGAGGUGCAGGAGAAGGAGGGUAGUGACAUCACAAUACAGGGGGUAAAAACACAGCCAAAGACAGGCAGUGGCACACGCACAC
Archocentrus centrarchus (flier cichlid) is the source of this 2435-nucleotide messenger RNA. RefSeq names its product BICD family like cargo adaptor 1 (gene bicdl1). NCBI's taxonomy places the organism in Eukaryota, Metazoa, Chordata, Actinopteri, Cichliformes, Cichlidae. The transcript has 10 exons. Bases 463 to 2307 code for a protein of 614 amino acids. Gene Ontology annotation, biological process: vesicle transport along microtubule; Golgi to secretory granule transport. The record is from RefSeq and is a predicted model, not a curated record.